GCCGUAUAGAGUUCUAUGUCUCCACCUUUUAACUCUCGUCUAACAAAUUCAUCUUCUUCAUCAUUGGUUGAAAGGCAAAAGCAAAAGCUUCCAGAGCUUACUAUUACUUGCUUGUUCAUGGAGGAAUUGCAGACUUCUCUUCGAGCUCAUGGCUUAACCGUUUCAAGCCUCCCCGAUAAAGGCCGAUCUCUGUUCGCCACCAAGGAUUUCUAUCCAGGAGAAAUAAUUAUUAGCCAAGAGCCGUUCGUUUGCGUGCCAAACAACUCCUUAACCGAAUCAAGGUGCGAUGGAUGUUUCAGCAAAAGCAAUCUCAAGAAGUGCUCGGCUUGUCAGGUUGUUUGGUAUUGCGGGAGCACUUGCCAGAAGCUGGAAUGGAAGUUGCAUCGACUGGAGUGCCAGGCGCUCGCUAAGCUUAACAAGGAAAGGAGAAAGUCUGUUACGCCCACAAUCCGAAUGAUGGUGAAGCUUUACCUUAGGAGAAAGUUGCAAAAUGAGAAUGUCAUCCCUGUUACUGCAAUAGACAAUUACAAUUUGGUGGAGGCUUUGGUUUCUCACAUGUCGGAUAUUGAUGAGAAGCAGCUAGUGUUAUAUGCACAGAUGGCCAACCUUGUUAAGUUGAUUCUUGAGCGCCCUGACAUCGACAUAAAAGAGAUUGCUGAAAACUUUUCCAAGUUUGCAUGUAAUGCACAUAGCAUUUGCGACAGUGAAUUGAGACCCCUAGGGACAGGACUGUAUCCUGUUGUUUCCAUCAUCAACCACAGCUGUUUGCCAAAUGCUGUCUUGGUAUUUGAGGGAAGGUUGGCUGUGGUACGUGCUGUACAACAUAUACCGAAAAAUUCUGAGGUAUCGAUCAGUUAUGUAGAGACUGCUGCAAGUACCAUUACUCGGCAAAACACUCUCAAAGAACAAUACCUUUUCACUUGUUCAUGUACCCGCUGUAUCAAAGUGGGUCAGUACGAUGAUAUCCAAGAAAGUGCAAUUCUGGAAGGUUAUCGGUGCAGGGACAAUAGAUGCAGUGGGUUCUUGCUUAGAGAAUCUGAUGACAAAGGAUUUGUCUGCCAACAGUGUGGCCUCAUUAGAAACAAGGAAGAGAUAAGAAAGAUAGCAAGUGAUAUCAAAGCUUUGUCAGACAAGGCUCUUAAGUCUACUUCCUCUGGCAAUCUUCAGGAAGCCAUUAUUUUGUAUAAAAGUAUCGAGAAACUCCAGAAAGAAGUGUGCCAUCCUUUUUCAAUCAGUUUAAUGCCAAUACGGGAAAAACUUCUUGAGAUAUUAAUGCAGCUGGAGGAGUGGAAAGAAGCUUUGGCAGUUUGCAGAUUAACCAUUCCAGUGUAUGAAAGGGUCUAUCCAGGAUUUCAUCCUUUGCUAGGAUUACAAUACUACAGUUGUGGAAAACUUGAGUGGUUGCUUGGGGAGACAGAUGAUGCUAUCAAAUCAUUCACCAAGGCCAUUGAUGUACUGCGAAUCACUCAUGGUACAAAUACUCUAUUUAUGAAAGAACUCUUGAUGAAGUUGGAGGAAGCUCGCUCUGAAGCUUCUUUCAAGCUUUCGUUUAGGGAGUAGCAGAUUCCUGGCAACUGAAGCGGCAUUGUCUUGAAUGUGAAGCAUACAAGCUGCAUCUGACAAUGCCUCAAUUUUCCGGUUCAAUAGUGAGAAGCCAUGAAUUUGGUUUCUCUCAAGCUCGUUGGAGAUUUUUCAGCUUCAAUGAGAAAGGAUCAUGUAUUCACUGCAAAAUCUGUAUCCGAAGGUACUUGACUGUCGUUUUAUACAAAUAUAUUUUUACUAUU
Durio zibethinus is the source of this 1784-nucleotide messenger RNA. RefSeq names its product SET domain group 37 (gene SDG37). Gene Ontology annotation, cellular component: nucleus. The record is from RefSeq and is a predicted model, not a curated record. Gene Ontology annotation, molecular function: protein binding. NCBI's taxonomy places the organism in Eukaryota, Viridiplantae, Streptophyta, Magnoliopsida, Malvales, Malvaceae.